AUGGCGUCCGAGGACCCGCCGCCGCCGCCGCCGGCCGAGACGACCCCACUGCUCCCGAAACCCACAAGCCGCAUCUCCAUCCCCGCCCGUUUCUCCUCCUCUCUGCCGAAGGCUGACCGCGCCCCCGACCAGUCGCCGCCGUCCCGGGGCGACCGCCUGCCCUACAACGACUACACCGCCAUCGACUGGCUCCGCGACCUGACGCGGGACGCCGCCCGCGCCCGCCGUCUGCACGCGCGCCGGGGCCUACGCGGCCGGUUGGCCCGCUGGUCCGACCAGUGCCAGGGCUGGAUCGCCGCCGCCAUCAUCGGCGCGCUGACGGCCCUCGUCGCCUUCGCGGUUGACGUCUCCGUCGCGACCGUGAGCGACUGGAAGGAGGGCCGCUGCGCGAGGAACGCCCUCCUAGACCGAGGGCGGUGCUGCCGAGGCGUCGCCGGUACCGACGCGUGCGACGCGUGGCGGCCUUGGGUCGUCCUCGGCGACGACGACGACGCGCAGAAGGGCGGGUACGUCGCCGGGUACGCCGUCUACGUCCUCGCCGCGUUGCUCUUCGGCGCCGUCGCGGGCAACGUGACCAUGACCACCAAGGCGUCCCUCCCGGCCGUCACCGCCGACGCCGACGACAGCGCGGUCGCCGCGGCGGGGGGCAAGACCAUGUACAUGGCCGCCGGCAGCGGCAUCCCCGAGAUCAAGACGAUCCUCUCGGGCUUCGUCAUCCCCCACUUCCUAGGCCUCAAGGUACUGGUCGUCAAGGCCGUCGGCGCCACCUUUGCCGUCUCGACGGGCAUGUGCCUGGGCAAGGAGGGCCCUUUUGUGCACAUCUCGACCUGCGUCGGCCACCUGGUGGCCGGCUGGUUCCCAAAGUACCGCGACAACCCGCGCAAGAUGCGCGAGAUGUUGAGCGUGGCGUGCUCCGCGGGCCUGUCCGUCGCCUUCGGCGCGCCGAUUGGCGGCGUCUUGUUCAGCUACGAGGAAAUCAGCACGUACUUCCCGCGACGCGUCCUGUGGCGUGCGUUCCUCUGCUCCCUGAUUGCGGCCAUCGCGCUCAAGGCUCUCAACCCCAUGGGGACAGGGAAGCUGGUGCUGUUCGAGACCAACUACGACGUCGACUACGAUCCCGUGCACUACCUCGUCUUCGUCUUUCUCGGCGUCUGCGGCGGCGUCUUUGGUGGCGUCUUCUGCCAGGCCAACUUCCUCUGGUCGAAGCGCUUCCGCAGGUACGACAUCAUCAAGGAGCACCCCGUCCUGGAGCUGUGCGGCGUCGUCCUCGUCACCGCGCUGCUGCAGUACCCCAACGUCCUCAUCCGCGACACGGGCGACGUGUCGCUCUCGAAGCUACUGGUCGACUGCAAGGACCCGACGGGCGAGUGGAUCUGCGAGCAGGAACGGAGCGACGAUAGGACAGGGUACAUGCUGCGGCUGGCGGGCGGCGCCGUGGUCAAGCUCGUGCUCACCAUCAUCACGUUCGGGUGCAAGGUUCCCUCGGGCAUCAUCAUCCCCGCGCUGGACGGCGGCGCGCUGUUCGGGCGGCUCGUCGGCCAGGUCAUCGGCGACAUAUCGCCCGGCAUCUUCGCCAUGGUGGGCGCGGCGGCGUUCCUCGCCGGCGUGAGCAGGAUGACCGUGAGCCUGGCCGUCAUAAUGUUCGAGCUCACGGGCGAAGUGACGUACGUGCCAGCCUUUAUGUGUGCCAUCCUGACCGCCAAAUGGGUCGCGGAUGCCAUCUCGACAGAGUCGGUGUACGAUCUCUCGCAGCACCUCCUGGGCCACCCGUUCCUCGACGCCGAGCAGGCCUACGAAGUCGUCCGUCACCGGGAGGCCACGGCCCGUGAGCUGGUCCCGCCAGCGGCAACGAUGGCGGAGAUCACCCUUGGAGUAGGCAGGGAGUAUCAAGUGCGGCGGGACGUGCUCGCGGAGAAGCUGCGGAAGCUGAAGGCCAGGGGGUUGAUGGAUGCGGGGCUCGUGCUGGUCAACGCUUCCGGUUUGCUUUUUGGCUACUUUCCUGAGAUGGAGAUCGAGUACGCGUUGCAGCUCGAGGACGAAGCCGAUGAGAUUGACGUGCGAGACGAGAUCAUAAGGGAGCUAAUUGACCGGACGCCGAUCACGGUCAGCGCCGAAAUGCCCAUGGAGCACGUCCUCGAGGUGUUUGGGAAGCUCGGGCCGAGGUAUAUCAUCGUUGUCGAGCCGGAGACUGCCAAAGUGAUGGGUGUCGUUCUCAAGAAGCGACUGCUGGACUAUUUAGAUCGGGCGAAGGAGCAAUGA
This is a messenger RNA of Colletotrichum graminicola M1.001, 2259 nucleotides long. RefSeq names its product voltage gated chloride channel. NCBI's taxonomy places the organism in Eukaryota, Fungi, Ascomycota, Sordariomycetes, Glomerellales, Glomerellaceae. Gene Ontology annotation, biological process: chloride transport; transmembrane transport. Gene Ontology annotation, molecular function: voltage-gated chloride channel activity. The record is from RefSeq and is a predicted model, not a curated record. Bases 1 to 2259 code for a protein of 752 amino acids. Gene Ontology annotation, cellular component: Golgi apparatus; early endosome; membrane. The transcript has 2 exons.